AUGAUGACGAAUUUUGCUGAUCAGUUUCAAACAUCCUCAUCUCCUGUUGAACGUUUGACAAUUCUCGUGUUUAUAGCUGCUAUUGUUAUUGGUAAUGUUUGUGUAUUUGUCACGUACUUCAUUCGUACGAAAGGCACGCAUUGGACACAGAUCUUCAUAUUAGCGAUGUCAUUCAUUGAUCUCUUUAUCGGCUCAUUUGUUUUACCUAUGCGUUUCAUGUCUGCUUAUUCUGGUCAAUCUAUGACUUCUCAUCUAUGCAUUGCACUUGUCAUUGGCGAAAACUGUGCGAUGGCAGCUGUUCUCUAUGCCAUUGGUCUUUUGAAUUGUGUGAGAAUUUAUGAGAUAUUUGGUCGAACAUCAUCCACUAUAACUAAACGUUCAUUGAUCGUUAUUAUUAUCCUUUUAUCAUGGAUCAUUUUUUUCUUAUUCUAUGGUAUUCCUUACAUGACUAAUUAUUCUAACUAUCUUCGAACAACAUCGAGUAAUAAUAUCACUCAUUAUUGCGUAUCGUACAUGACAAGCAUCUAUCAUCCAAAAUGGAUGGAAAUUAUUGAAGUAAUUGUUAUCUUCGGCAUACCGAUACUACUUACUCUUACAAGUAUUGCCUACUUAACACGAUUAUUAUGUAAACCACGACCAAAAUUUCAGAAAACAGAAAAAAUUGAAAAAAAGAAAUAUCAAGAAUAUGUUCAAAUAACAUGGCAUGUUUAUAUUUUAUCAUUUACAUUUUUAAGUCUAUGGCUGCCAUGGAUUAUUCUAAAAAUAACAUUGUUCUUUAUCUAUACAUAUCCAAUUCAACAAGCACUACAAAUCACCUAUUAUAUUCUAAUAUUUAAAUGUGUGUUAUUUCCAUUGAUAUAUGCUGCUACAAAUCCUUCAUUUCGUGGAACAUUUGCUAUUUACAAACACAGACGUGUACUAAUGAGCAAUUGA
Didymodactylos carnosus is the source of this 933-nucleotide messenger RNA. Lineage: Eukaryota; Metazoa; Rotifera; Eurotatoria; Philodinida; Philodinidae. The record is from the annotation of a GenBank genome assembly.